AUGAACUCUGAGGUUACUACGGAGGUUACUUCGGAGGUUACUAGGGAGGUUACUAGCUUACCCAACAACCAGUCACAUAUCGGGGAAAUAGCCAUGAAAGCUCUUAAAGCUACCAUCACUGUUGGUGAAACUAUUGGUGAAAUGCUACCGUUAGCAGCAGUCACUUGUAAACUAGCAAGUGAAAUUAUAAAAAUGGUGGAGUUAGCUCAACGUCAUAAAAAAGUCUGUAAAGACUUAUCGAAUAGAAUUCACAAGGCAACGAUAAAAAUACAGGAAAAUUCACCAACAAAAGAUGCGAGUCGUACGAUCCAAGAGUCAUAUGAAGAAUAUAAAAAGGUUUUAGAAGAAGCUUCCGAUUAUAUUAGAGAUUUAAUUAGGCCAGGGGAGUUUAGUCAGAAAACUUUAGGAAGAAUUAAAUCUUUUUUAGGAUCGAAAGAUAUGGUAGAAUACCAUACUGAUCUGGUUCAACGAUUAGAUGCAGCAAUUCAGGACCUACAGUUGGAUUAUGCUCUUGAUACAAACAAAAAAGUUACCUGCAUGAAGGAUAAAGUGGACGAAAUAGAUUCUAACAUCGAAAAAGUUAUCAGCGUAAAGGAUACAGUAGAAAAAAUAGAUUCUAAUACCAAAAAAGUUCUUGCUCAACUAGCAAUGUUAACAAAAGGCGCUAAAUUCAGAGGAUAUAGGAUAUAUAUUGAUCCGUCAAGAGUUAAAGAUAAUGGUGAUGAUACGGAGAUCAAAGGGGAAACUAAAAUAAUUAAAAAAAUGUUGUACAACUGUGUCGCGGUAGCUGUAUAUAAAGUGCAGACUAAGGAUAAUGCUCAAGCUGAGCGACAAGCAAUGAUUUUAAAAGAACUGAGUGCUUGUGAACAUAUAGAGAACUUUCAAGGUUUGAUGGAAAAAAAUAAAGAAUUAUAUGUGGUGACUAGAUGGGCCGCGAAUUACGAUCUCGAAAAAUAUCUUCGUUCAGACGUAGAGAUUUCAUGGGAACAAAAAUUAAAGUUCGCAAAAGGUGUCGCAGCUGCUCUCACAUUUUGCCAUGAAGCUGAUAUUUUUCAUCAUGAUGUUAAAAGUGCGAAUGUCUUAUUAGAUGAACAUUUAAAUGUGAAACUUAGCAAUUUUGAUAUGGCACGACGCUUUAACGAAGAAACAACAUCAUUAUCAGAUCAAAUAAAGAGUAUUAGAUGGACUGCGCCCGAAAAAUUAAAGAACCCCUGUGUUCCUUAUUCUAAAGAAAUGGAUGUAUAUAGUUUUGCAAUAGUAAUGUGGGAAAUUGCAACAAGAAAAGAGCCAUUUCACCAAAUCGCCGAUGAUAUUAAAGUUUCUGACAAGAUUAAAAAUGGCGAACGUCCAUCACCAAUCCCGAACGAUAUUAUGCCAGAAUACGAAGAUAUAAUGAAGUGUAGUUGGGUUGAAUCUUUCCGUCGUCGUCCCGACAUGUGUGCGAUAUCUGAUGAAUUGCAUGAGCUUUGUACUACGAGUACACUUCCAGAAAGUAAAAAAUUUGAUUUUAAAGCCCAAAUCAAUGAUGAUGAGCCUGUCAAACCACAUACUCGGCCAGAGUGGAAAGAUGUCACUAUAUCCCUUACUAGCAAGAACUACAAAGUGGCAAUAGAAGGAUUAGAACUAUACGCUCAAAGUAACGCUAAAGAGGCAUAUUUAGCUAAAUAUUAUGCUGGCAAACUUCUAUACGAAGGACAUCAUGGUGUGACCAAAGAUGAAUUCAAGGCUUUGAUUUACUUGCGUGAAGCAGCAGACAAUUUAUCAGGUAGCAAAUUUAGUGAAGUUACUCCCAUGGCUCAAUAUUUAUAUGCGGAUUUAUGCCUAAAGGGUGAAGAAAGAUAUGAUCGGGAAAAUGGUCUAAAGUAUUUAGAGAUGGCUGUAAAAGCAUCUGAGAAGAACGCAUUGUUUUUAUAUGGUACUAUUCUGUGGAACGGUGAACAUGGAUUUCAGAUUGAUAGUGUUAAGGCUAGAGAAAUGUUUAAAUUAUCAAAGAGUCGUAAAGCGCGUGAGAUGUUAAAAAUAAUUGAGGCUGAGAAAAAAGUCACUGCAUAA
Molecule: messenger RNA, 2052 nt
Organism: Ambispora gerdemannii
Lineage: Eukaryota; Fungi; Glomeromycota; Glomeromycetes; Archaeosporales; Ambisporaceae
Source: the annotation of a GenBank genome assembly